AUGGCCGCUGCAUUACAUGUAGAAAAGCCUGCACAACCUCAAUUAGCCAAACAUGAUUCGAGUAUUCUCGAUUUAGCAUUUGCUAUGGAUUGCACUGGUUCAAUGGGAAGUUAUAUUGAAAGUGCAACACAAAAUAUUCGUGCCAUUGUGGAAGAAAUUGUAACAAGUGAAAAAAGUGAUAUUCAUUUAGCGCUUGUCGAAUACCGAGAUCAUCCUCCACAAGAAAAUACAUUCGUUAUUCGUGUACAUGACUUCACAGGUAGUGUUAAAGAAAUGAAAGGUUGGCUCGAGCAAUGUGAAGCAUCGGGAGGUGGUGAUACACCUGAAGCUGUAGCAGAUGCAUUACAUGGUGUUCUAAAAUUAUCAUGGCGUCCUGAGGCAACCAAAAUUUGUGUACUCAUUUCAGAUGCACCUCCGCAUGGACUCGACCCUAAUUGUGGUGAUGGUUUUCCUGAUGGAGAUCCGUCUGGUAUUGAUCCUAUAAAAACAGUGCGAGACAUGGCUGAAAAACAAAUCACGCUUUACUGUGUCGGAGUUGAACCACCUAUCGUACCCUAUCGUGAUUUUUUUAUGACUCUUGCUUACUUAACCGGUGGGCAAUAUGUUCCAAUGGUAAAUGCAAAAUUAUUAGCUCAAGUCAUAAUUGGUGGUGUACGUGAAGAAAUAUCCUUAGAACGUCUUAUGAAAGAUGCAGAGGAAGAUAUACAGAAAGAAAUGGCACAAGCUGAAGCUGACGGCAUUAACGAAGAAGAAAUAACCGCAAGAGUUAACCGCUUGUUAGUAACCAAGAAUCUACGAGUUAAACAAAUGGAAAAUCUAGGUGGAGCAACAUCGUCUGCAGCUAAAGAACUCUAUUCUAAAUGUGUUGAUAUGAGUGAAUUACGAAGUCGAUAUAAACCAGAACCGGUCCCCGAGCCAGUUUAUCAUUCGCGUAUGGCUACUCGUGCAUCGUAUCGUCGUGGGGCUGGCCUUAUGGAUAAAGUUAAAACCGAUUGUGCCGGCGGUGAUGAUGCAAACAGCGAAGAAGAAGCACCAGCUUUUGCACCAGUAGCAGCGCCAGCAGCGCCUAUUACUGAAAUGACUUAUGAUUUAAGAGAAGAUGAAGCAGUGAGUAUGGCACAAACAGAACGUAUUGUACAGAGAAUGCGAUAUAAAAAAUGA
Messenger RNA from Rotaria socialis, 1161 nucleotides. The record is from the annotation of a GenBank genome assembly. Lineage: Eukaryota; Metazoa; Rotifera; Eurotatoria; Philodinida; Philodinidae.